AUGUAGACAUCGCAUCAAGUCUAUCUCACCCGGCCGCAGCAUUAGUGUCAUCCACAGGGGCAAUUCAACCCUCACCAGCAUACAUACAGACAAAUGCUAUGCUCCUUUCGCACAUUACGUAUAUCUCACCUGAUGACCACAAAAAACUACUUAUUCAACAGUCUCAAGCCAUCAAAGCAAAUGGAACCGUCUGGCUCUCUGGCCAAAUUCCUGCCGACGCCGAGGGGAAGCUGAUCAACGGGUCUGUGACGGAGAAGACGCAGGCAAAUAUCCAUAACACCGAGGCUAUUCUCAAGGAAGCUGGAUCUGGUCUUGAUAUGGUGGCCAAGGUGGUGGUAUAUGUCAACAAUGCUAGUAUAAUGCCCGAGUUCGCAAGCGUAUAUAACCCAGCAUUCCCGCAUAAACCGGCACGGUCAAUGGUGGAGGUAUCCAAGUUACCAGCGGGGGUGGAUAUCCAGCUGAAUUUCAUAGCAGUAGCUUAG
Molecule: messenger RNA, 482 nt
Organism: Aspergillus sclerotioniger CBS 115572
Lineage: Eukaryota; Fungi; Ascomycota; Eurotiomycetes; Eurotiales; Aspergillaceae
Product: RidA family protein
Exons: 3
Coding region: 99-482 (127 amino acids)
Cellular component (GO): mitochondrion; cytosol
Molecular function (GO): deaminase activity
Source: RefSeq, a predicted model, not a curated record